Messenger RNA from Dunckerocampus dactyliophorus (ringed pipefish), 3824 nucleotides. RefSeq names its product MINDY lysine 48 deubiquitinase 1 (gene mindy1). Lineage: Eukaryota; Metazoa; Chordata; Actinopteri; Syngnathiformes; Syngnathidae. The transcript is spliced from 13 exons. The record is from RefSeq and is a predicted model, not a curated record. The coding region runs from base 712 to 2280 and encodes 522 amino acids. Gene Ontology annotation, molecular function: K48-linked deubiquitinase activity; cysteine-type carboxypeptidase activity; cysteine-type deubiquitinase activity. Gene Ontology annotation, biological process: protein K48-linked deubiquitination. Gene Ontology annotation, cellular component: cytosol; cell periphery.
CAACAACGUUAAAGAUAUUUUAACUAGUGUCCUACUUUGAAGCGAAGCGCUGAAAAUAAACAAAUGCUGCUAAUACGUUUAUGUUGAAAAUACUCUGUUUUUAAACGUGGCUGUCAAGUCGGGUUAGCAGCCAUGUGCUCACCAAUUAGCGCUGCUGACGGCUAGUCAGAGUAAGUGAGGUUAGUCGGUGAAGAAGCUAACUAGUUAGCUUUUAACGUUGAGGCGCGGUGACGUCAGCGUUUGUGGCUGGUGGUCGGGUGGGCGUGGCCUCCGGCUGUAAACAGGAAGUAAGAGUCCGUGCAGCAGCAGCUAACCUGGCUGAGUUAGCAUGUGAUCCUAGUGCGGCUCUGCUAGCAGGAGAGUUGUUGCCGGACAAAGCUGCUUAUUGUUGAGCGGAGCAGCUGACUUUGUUCUCCAGGAAAGACAUGACUUUCCUCAUCUGAAUGAAGAUUUCUCGGGAACGUGACAACGGCAAGGAGGAAGUUUGAGUCUUCUUUUUGAACUGUGGUCGUUGUCACAUAGGUGCGGUUGUUUUAUGGGACCUUGACAGUAGGCAGACGGGUGGAGAUCAUCUGGGUCAUGUUGGAGCUUCACUUGUUGGCCACGCCUCCGCAUGAGUCUGAGGAGUGACUGGACUGUCUCAUGAAGACUGCCGAGUCCUGAGUCAUUGUUCAGCAUCAUCAUCAUCAUCAUCAUCAUCGUCCUCCCAGCAUGUCCCAAUCCGCCUCGCCUCCUGAGACACACGUCUCCACAGAACUUCCUGUAACAGCCACCACAGAAGGGUCAGAGGCCCAUCUCAUGGACAGCGACAACACCCCCAUGAGCAUUUUGAAGGAGGGGGCGGAUCCAACAAAGUCGUCACAAAACGGACUUAUCGACACUAACCAGAUGGAAGAAGAGUUGCAAGGGGGUGUGGCCACAGUGGGAGAGCCAGGUCAGGACGCGGACGUGCUCGAGAGUUCUUCCGUGGCAACGGCCGACAGUUCAGACGAGCCACGAGAGUCCAGCGACUCCGCAUCCUUCUCCAUUCCCAGUCUGGAUCUGUCGGAUGGGCCGGCGGCCGCAGGAAGUUCUCAGGAUGUGGAUGACGUCCUGUCCUCGUCCUACUCUGCCUUGGGGGCGGAAGGUUGCUCUCCGUCCAAUGAGGUGGCCAGCCUGAAGGAGGACGAGCUGUCAGGGGGCGCUGCUCCUACGACGGCCACCACCACGUCCACUGAGGCGGGCCCAUCCACACCGGCAUAUUACCUGGUGAAGUGGAUCACCUGGAAGGAGAAGAAGACACCCAUCAUCACUCAGAGCGAGAACGGACCCUGCCCCCUGCUGGCCAUCAUGAACAUACUCUUCCUGCGCUGGAAGGCCAAGCUUCCUGCUCACACUGAAGUGGUCACCACUGAGGACCUGAUGGCUCACCUGGGUGAGUGUGUGCUGUCAGUUUCACCCAGAGAAAAGACACGCGGCAUGGAGCUCAACUUCCAACAAAACAUGAGCGACGCCAUGGCGGUGCUGCCCAAACUGUCAACGGGUCUGGACGUGAACGUUCGCUUCACAGGCGUGACGGACUUCGAGUACACCCCCGAGUGCAUCGUGUUCGACCUGCUGGACAUCCCGCUGUACCACGGCUGGCUGGUGGACCCCCAGAGUCCGGAGAUGGCGUCUGCUGUGGGAAAACUGAGUUACAACCAGCUGGUGGAGAAGAUCAUUGACUACAAACACUCUAGUGACAGCAGUCAAGUCAGUGAAGGGCUGGCAGCCGAGCACUUCCUGGAGACGACGGCGACACAGCUGUCCUAUCACGGCCUGUGUGAGCUCAACACCGCGGCCAAAGAAGGAGAGAUGUGCGUCUUCUUCCGGAAUAACCACUUCAGUACCAUGAUCAAACACAAGGGUCACUUGUACCUGCUGGUGACGGACCAGGGCUUCCUGCAGGAGGAGGCGUUGGUGUGGGAGUCUCUGCACAACGUGGAAGGAGACGGAAACUUCUGCGACUCCAACUUUCGACUGUGUCAUCCUCCUCAGAGAGCUUCGCCUCCCACCAGCCUGCCGCCAUGUGACCAGCAGCAGCAAAAGCAGAUUGACCAGGACUACCUAGUGGCGGUGUCCCUGCAGCAGGAGGGCGGGGCCUCGGGGCCCCUCAGUGACUUGGAGUUGGCUCGGCAGCUCCAGCAGGAGGAGUACCAGCAGCAAGGCCUGCAGCAGGUGACCCCUCAGGCGAGAGGUCAGGGGUCACAGCCGGGAGGGGCCAGGAGAAGAGAGAAAGACUCAGACUGUGUCCUCCUGUAACUCUCCGUCCUCAUUGUCAUCACUCACGCGCGUAUACACACACACACACACACACACACACACACACACAGAUGCCAAACCUCAGUGCUUUGUCACAUUUCAUAACACCUUCAUUAACCAGAUGUUCCUGCUCACGUCAUUAUUACCAUCGUGUGUUGAUGAAGAUAACAAUUGUCAUUGUCAUUGUUUUGGUUUCAAGGCGGACAAUAAAAUGGUUUAAAUAGAGUCUUUGUGAUGAUUGAGCAGUGGCGGUGAAGAUCGCAAAAGACCGUGGUACCAGUACCGGUUUCAUCUACACUAAGUCCGCUACUAACGAACAUCCGACGUGCGAACAUUCGGAGAUACGAACACAAGCCGACUGGUCUAUAUUUUCAUGCGUUUUGCCUCAUAAGCCCAUAUUUAUGCUGCCACAUGCUUAAAAAGCAAGCACGUAUUUAAACUGCUACAUGCUUGACCAGCAGAGGGCACUGUGACACUGUUAAUGGGACCAAAUGCGGAGGACAGAAGGAGGAGGAGGGGAGGAGAGAGAAAGCUACAUUGUAGCUGGAUGAUAGAACCCGGACAGAGCGUGUGAUUAAAGUUUAUGAAGAGUCGUCUGGAACCAAUUUUGUUCGUAAGUUGGGGACUUAGUGUAUUUUAAACACGCAUGCAAGUUACAUGGGAACACAUCACGUUGUACAAGGCACACUUCCACAUGUCUAAGAAGGAGUACGAAGAAGCAAAGCUUAUUUAAUCAUACAUUAUAUUACAUUUGUUCACUUCCUGUCCUCCAAAUGUACUCUUUGCCAUUUUAAAUACAAAGGAAAUGCACAGUAAAAUGAUAAGGCAGCAUAACGAUGUGGUAAAGUAGGAGUCAAGGUUUAUCAUCACUGUAAAUUACACAAGUCAUAAUAAUGAUAUAAUAACUGAUGAAAGGGUUAAUAGAGUGCAGACAAUGUACUCACAAAGAAAUGAAGCGUUAGCAGUAAGUGCAAGAGUGGUUAGCCAUAACGUUGUAUGUACAAAGUGGUUCAGGUCUCUUCUGUCAUUGGCACUGAGUUGGGCAGCCUGACAUCUGUGGCGGAGCAAAGGACGCCGACGAGGCUCCUUUCCAUCACGGACAGCCAGCAUCAUCCAGUGCACAGCAUCAUCUCCCGACAGAAGAGCGGUUUGGGUGGCAAGUUACUAUCACUGCUCUGCUCCGCUGAGAGAAUGAGCAGAUCAUUCCUCCCCCAUGCCGUGCCACUUUUCAACACAAGGGGGAGCAGUAAAAAAGGCACGCGGGACUGGACUUAUUUUUACCUUAUUAUGUAUCAUUAUUAUUAUGUAUUACUAUUAUUUAUGAUGUAUUAUUGAACUCCGCAUCCUUCUCCCUUCCCAGUCUGGAUCUGUCCGAUAUUUUACUAUGUUUUAUUUUUAACUGAUUUCUAUCUUUGCAAACGUCAACUGCUUGCACUGUUUCUGGAAAUUGCUCAUUCAUUGCAUUGUUUGAGUUCUUUACUCCAUCCGUUCCAUAACCUGAUUCACUGAUAUAAUAAAGCACUGUUCGCGCAUUUUUCUCUCAG